Molecule: messenger RNA, 804 nt
Organism: Alternaria triticimaculans
Lineage: Eukaryota; Fungi; Ascomycota; Dothideomycetes; Pleosporales; Pleosporaceae
Exons: 1
Coding region: 1-804 (267 amino acids)
Source: RefSeq, a predicted model, not a curated record
AUGGAAACCGCCCGCGAAUCCGAUAGGCAAUCACCAGAAGAAGCAGUAGCGACUUCGCAACAUGUCUCCGAAGCUAUUCACUCUUCGCCUCAGGUCCGUGAUACUCAGACAGACGCACAAAUGCAUGCAGCAUCUGCAGACAGUCAAAGUCGCAUGGAGAGUGGGGAAGAUGCAAGUGCGACUAGUGUUCUAUCAAAUCUACCUACAAUUACACUAAGUAUGCCUUCCCCGCCACCACUGUAUGAUCAGUUGUUUCCACCGCAGGCACCUACGGAGCGAAUGCGAGCCAGCCAAGCUUCCCCAGAGGCCGCAUCACCAACAGGUGAUCAACGUCCCCAGGAGUCGCCCCAAGCUCAUCAUCCAACGCCAGACACUCCCCCUCAAUGCCCAACACCCACGGCCACGCCCGUCAAUUACCCACCAGUUCAAAUCGUCCCCCGGCCCCAGGAAGACAUUGAUGAAAUCUUCGAAGCUAUAGAAACCAACAAUUUCGACAGCCCCAUCUUCGGGGAAGCAGGUGCAGUGUACCACGACAAACUAACACGUCGGCUCAUGCCUAGGACACCAAUGUUUCAGCAUUACAACAUCAUCCCUGAGGUGCCCCAGCCAAGGCCUGUAGCUGUUCCGAACGAUAGACUACAGACACCUGAUACACCGACACCUAAGCCCAAGGCUAAGCGUAAGCCUAGGAAGAGGAAGCGCGACGCGACACCGCAGGAACCGGUUGACCAAGGGGAGGUAAUGGUGAAGGAGGAGCCCGUAGAGAAGAAGCAGAAGGGUGUGAAGGCCGAAGAUGCCGCCUAG